AUGGCUGAUCCUUACUUAUGUUCCUUAAGUCAAUGUAUAAUUAAUGACAUAAAACUUCCAGAUGGGACAUUUAAACAAAAUGUUUUAGGUGGAGGCGGUGUAUAUGCGACAUACGGAAUGAGGUUAUGGUUUUCUUCACCAGAAUCUCAAAGAAUCGCAUAUUCAUUUCACGCUGGCUAUGAUUUUCCAAUUAGCAUUCUACAAAAAUUGUUAUCAUUAAAUAUUUCGUUAACACAGAUAUGGCAUUCGAAUUUACCUUCGAUUCGUGGAUUAGCAACUUUUACAUCCGCAGAUCAACGUGUAUUUGUAUAUCAAACUCCACCAAUAGGGACGGUGCCAGCCGACUUACCAAGUUCAUAUCUAAAUUCCAAAAUUUUUCAUUUCAUUUGUUCAUCAAAUUGGGCCUCACAACAUAUUACAGAGAUAUUAAGAUUAAGAGAUAAACAAUUACCACCACCAACCUUUGUUUGGGAACCUGUACCAAAUAGUACCACAAAAGAGAAUUUACAAUCUUGUGUGGAGGCUAUGAAAAUGGUUGAUGUAUUAUCACCGAAUCAUGAAGAAGCGGCGGCACUUUUAGGAUUAAUAAGUGAGGAAGAUGAAGAAGUCGAUAGAUUUUUAUCUGAAGAUAUGUUGACAUAUAUGGCAGAUAGGUUUUUAUCAUAUCAAAUUGGACCUCAUGGAAAUGGAUGUGUUGUAAUUAGAGCUUCUUACAAGGGAUGUUUAGUAGCAACAAAGGAAAAAAAAGAAAUAAUACCAGCUUAUUGGACGACAUUAAGGGAUGGUACAAAAGAUCAUCAUGUAAUCGAUGUUACGGGAGCAGGGAAUGCUUUUUGUGGAGGUUUUAUGGCUGGAUUAAUUCGAUCUAAUUAUGAUGUAUUUGAAGCCGCUUUAUUUGGAUCUGUUAGCGCUUCGUUUACUGUUGAACAGCUUGGAGCGCCGAGGCUGGAAUUUAAUCAAAAUGGAAAUGAAAUUUGGAAUUCAGGCGAUGACCCACAAGAAAGAUUACAAAAGUUAAGACAACGAGUUAAAGAAAAGCUUAAAGAAAAAUUAAAAGUGAAAUUAAAAGAAAGGAUUCAAGAAAAGUUGAAAAACAGGGAUGUGAACCAACAUCAUCAUCAAAAUGGAGUUGAUACGGUACAAGUCGAAAAAGACGGUAAUGAUUUUAUUAGCGAUGGGAGAGGCUUGAUAGAUCACGAAAAUUUUCGGGAUAGCGUGAGUCCGGCUGAUUAA
Molecule: messenger RNA, 1233 nt
Organism: Funneliformis caledonium
Lineage: Eukaryota; Fungi; Glomeromycota; Glomeromycetes; Glomerales; Glomeraceae
Source: the annotation of a GenBank genome assembly